Molecule: messenger RNA, 961 nt
Organism: Aspergillus novofumigatus IBT 16806
Lineage: Eukaryota; Fungi; Ascomycota; Eurotiomycetes; Eurotiales; Aspergillaceae
Product: rhamnogalacturonan acetylesterase
Exons: 1
Coding region: 233-961 (242 amino acids)
Molecular function (GO): hydrolase activity
Source: RefSeq, a predicted model, not a curated record
GGAUCAACGUUCAUUUGCGGAAUCUUUCAGUCUCCAAUAUCGCUAUACCUCGAAUGUUGUACGAUGAAUGGCAGCAUGCCAACUGGCUGCAGAUUGACUCUAAUUUUCCCGUUGGUGGAAACACUGCUGCUGCAUGGCAUUAUCCCGAGCCACAUCCCAGACUCCAGUAUAAGAUGCUGUGUAGUCCACGCAACAUGAGGUUCAUCUACCAGUAUUGGCACCAGAGAUCACAAUGCGUCUUCUUCUCCUAUCAUUCUUCAUUCUCCCCCUCUACGCCCUGCCGACUCCCGGCCACACUCUCAAACCACCGUUCUUCCUCUUAGCCGGCGACAGCACAACCGCCAAACAGUCCUCCAACGGCGGCGGUUGGGGCAACGGAUUCCUCAACACGACCCUCUUCCACGGCGCCAGCGGCCUCAACUACGGCCACAACGGCGCCACGACCGUCAGCUUCCGCGCAGGAGGCGACUGGGCCACGGUUCUCGCCAAAGUAGCCGAGUACAAGGACCGCUACACGCCCUUCGUGACCAUCCAGUUCGGCCACAACGACCAGAAACCCGCCGCCAACAUCUCUCUCGCGGAGUACACACGCAACCUGGAGCGAUUCGUCAGCGAGGCGCGUGAUGCAGGCGCGACGCCUAUCCUGGUGACCCCGCUUUCACGCCGGAAUUACGAGACUUCCAACGCCACCGGCGAGUCUACUAUUAUCCUGAGUCUGGCGGACCAGCGCGCGGCGACUAUCGCGGCCGCGCAGAAUUCGCAUGCGGCGUACAUCGAUUUGAAUGGUGCGAGUACGCGAUACCUGAAUAGGAUUGGGCCCGAGAAGGCGUACACGUAUAAUCUCAAUCCGGAGGACCGGACGCAUCUGAAUGUGCAGGGCAGUAUUGUGUUCGGGGGAAUGGUGGCCGAGUUGAUCGACGGGGUUUUUGCGGGGCUGGAAAAGGCGGGUAUGUCAGGGUAA